UCCCCAGGUGUCCCUCAGGAAGCGGCUGUUGAAGAGACUGGUAGAGACUGGGAGAUCUUGUGUGGAGAAAUAACGGGCGCCCCAGAGGACGAGGCAACAUGUCCUUCCCGUUCAGGAGGCGACGAGACAACCAGUUUAAACACAUAGCCCACGGCCUCAUUCCUGCAGCUACGGUAGCUCCCCGAUCUGCUGUCCCUCGCACCCCUCCCCCACGUAGCCCCAACCCUUCUCCGGAGAGACCCAGGUCCGCUCUUGCUGCCGCCAUUUUGAUGACUUCUUUAACUGGUCGGACAAUUGCAAUACCCCAACCACGCCAGAGAUCCUACUCUGAGAAUGACAGCACUUACAUGGACAGAACUGAUCAGAUCGAGCCCUACGCCACAGCCAGGGAUCUGGAAAUACAGCAAAACUGGAAGGCCAAUUCCAGUCGUGGAAACCUAAGGUCGCCGGUCAUGUCUUUUGAGUUUGAGGACGACGACGACGACACAGGGGAACAGAUGUCUGACAUUGAGCAGGUGUCUCAGAGGAGAGAUGAAAGCACCACACAGGAACCCCUGUAUGCCAUUCCCCAUAAGACCAAACAGAAGAAGACAAAACCCCCGGAAAGAGCGGAUGUGGAAGGUGGACGGUCAUCUCCUGAAGUCGUCAAUUAUCCAGCAGAAUCGGAGUUGCACACCACAGAAGAGUGUAAAGUUGAUGCUGCAGCAGAGUCUCCAAUUCCUCCUCCCCAUUCAGAGGAAAUCAAAGAGCAGAAGGAACAACUGGUCAGAUCAGGUUCCUCCGUGGUAGCAAGUCACAAGGCUUCUGAAAGACACCAAAGCCAAGAGGAAGACCCACAGUGGCGGGCAGCAGCUCAGCAACUGACAGGCAGGAACCUGGAGCUGGCCUCCCAAGUGGAAGAGCUGAAGCAGCAGAUAAAAACCAUGCGGGUGAAGGUGAAGAAUCUGAAGAAUGAAAAAAGGGGUUAUCAAGAAUUGUUGAAAAACCCUCGUGCAGAAGUGGAGACCGCAGAGCUGGUUUCUCUCCAAGAGCAGGCACAAGAAUUAGUAGAUGAGAACGACGCUUUAAAAACGACAAUCCAUCGACUGAAUGUGGAGCUGAGCCGCUAUCAAACCAAGUAUCGCCCCAUAUCCAAGGAAGAGGGUGUAAGGAUCGGCGGAUUACCCUCAAGAGGACCUCCACCACCAUGGCUCCUGGAUAUGAAAUAUUUGUCGCCGUUGUUGCUCGCAUAUGAAGACCGAAUUAAUGAAAAGGAUAAUUUGAUCCUGGGAUUUGAGGAGGAACUGAAGACCUUCAAAGCCAGAGUUAAAGAAGUGAUAGAGGAGAAUGAAAAAUUGCACCAACUAUUGACCCAGGACCGACCAGUAUCCAAUAAGGAGUGGGAGGGACUGCAAGCUCAACAUAAACUCCUUAUGGAGGAGAACAGAAUUUUGACAGAGCAGUUAGAGGUCCAAGAAGGAAAGAGCCGAGAGAAUCACUCCAAUCAUGUCCUGGCAGUCUCCGAAUUAACGAAGCAGCUAAUGGUUUUGGAAUCUACAAAGCGGAAUCAAGAGGAAGAAUUGUUAGAAUUUCAGAAGCAGCAGGAAGUUUUACGCUCCAAGUACAACGAUCUGAAAGCUACCAUGGAUGGCAGCGUCUCUGCCGAGGAACACGUUGCCAUGGUGAACGAAUUAAAAAGCCAACUUCAACAGCAGCAAGAGAACGGCAGAAGAGACGCGCAUGAUCUGAUGGGAAAGAUGACGGCUCUGCAGGCAGAGAAGAAGGCUCUACUCCUCCAGAGGAAUGACCUGUUAGCUGACAACAAGAUCCUGGAGGCAGAAGUGGAGGCCGUUAAAAAGUCUAACAGGAAGAUGCAGAGGAGGGUCGGCCAGCUGAAGCAGCAGUUGGAGGACGCGAUGGAGAAGGAGGUGACGGCACAUCAGUAUCUUGCCAAUCUAAUAACGCUGGCUGAGAGCAUCGCUGGGGAAAGAGAUGAGCUCAUUAAUAUGACUAAAGGCCUGGAAGCUGAAAAACGGGGCGCCCUGUCUACGAUGAUGGAAGGCGGUGUUCGCUUGGGGCGAUUAGAAGAGAUGGUAAAGGUGUACAGAAAGAAGGCUGCGAGCACCGUGCAAGGCAUCACUCACAAGCUGACGGAGCAGGAGGAAGACUUUGCAGGGAAGGCAGCCCAGUACCAGCGAGAAAUGAAGUAUCUCCGCUGGCUGCUUCAAGACAGGCAGCAAACCCUCAGCGAAGUCUUGCAGCAGAAAAGACAAGUGGAAGAACAGCUAGAAGUCAUCUGGGAGUCGGCGGCUAAUGACAACAAAGAGCUGAAAACGCGUUUACACGCCGCCAUGAGACAGAAAAACCCGGGAGGCAGCGACUUCUUUCUCCAGCAGGACUCCAUCGUCGGAUACAGCUUCAGUUACUGCGACGUGAACUCCUCGUCCCAUGGCGAUGACCCCUUGAAGUAGUCCAAUGAUCGGAGAGAACGAAAACGUGUCAUAGACAAAUCACCUGUACAUAUUCUAUAAAAUCUGUGUCCUGCGAAAGCUGGGUGACAACCAAUAUGGCGGCCAUCAGAGUUGUCGCCAAGCUUUCCUAGGUUCUUAAAAUGUUUGACAUUGAAUAUCUGAUCGGAUUUGCAGCUGAAAUCAGGUAAUACUUUCUAUAAUUAGCAGAUUACAGGGGUGCUCCCACCAUUAGAGGGGUUUUCCGAGGCUGAAUAUUGAUGACCCAACUGUAGGAUAGCUCAGCAAUAUCAGGUUGGCGGUGGUCCAGCACCCGCCCCCUUCACCCACGAUCGUCGAGCGACACGGCCACUUCAUUGUUUUACCUGGCGCAGCGCUAUAGAUUGUAUAGUGGCUAUGCUUGGUAUUGCAGCUCAGUCCCAUUCCGUUCAGUAGGACUGAAGUGAGGCCAUUUAACCGAUGAAUGCGACAUCAGAGGCCCAAAGAAGAGGUUGUGGCUCUCACCCACUUUAAAAAGCUGAUCAUUGGGGGUCCCAAGAGGUGUACCCCUACUAAUCUGAUAUCGAUGACCAAGCCUAAAACCCCUUUAAAUCUCCUAUUCAUGUAUAGAUCGUAAAUUAUAAUAAUAAUAAUAUAAUGUUUGAUAUUUCAAUGCGGUUUACAAAUGCUCCAGUGAAGAGCUGUGACAUAUUUACUUACAUGGUAGGAUGCCGCCUAGUGUUCGCAAUGUAAUGCAGCGCAAUGCGCACAUCUAUUGAGCUGAGUGCUGCUGGACUUGCAUGUCCCCUCAUGCUCCGCACAGCCAGGUCUCUACAUAGUGGUCCUCUCUUCAAUAGCAAUAGCUUUCUGCCCAGGCAGUCUAAGCAGUAACAUGGCAGUGUAGCUGAGGAGACUGCUUCUGCAGGGGAAGUAAGAAGGGACCAUAUUGUCAGCUGCCAGAGGGGGAAGGAGACCGAUUCUAACCACAGUCUGCCCCCAACAGCACCAAUGGAGACACAUAGAAGCAAAAAUUAUAUAAAGGGUACUAUUUUCAUAAUUAGAAGCACUAAAUUACUUUGAAAAACGGCUAUUGGUCUUUCAGGCCUUGUGGUAUGGUAAUGGGUUUGACAGCUGAGAUGCCAUUGUAUAGCUUUCCGUAGGCUGUGUGUCGGAGUAGUUUUAAAACCCAUCUACAUUUGUGGCUCCCGAGAAGCUAUGUGAAGGCAAUCCGUAUGAUCUGUGAUCUCUGGAGGCUGUAGCUGGAAUGGUUUUGCCUUAGUUGUCAUUGGAAAUCUUUGGGUGACCAGUGUUACAGCAGCAACCCAUAGUCCUCAGAAUUCCUGUGCUCGGCUCCACAGGAGGCAGAGCAGCUCUGAAGCACAAACUUCUGCUCUAAUGAGCGAGAACCGAGAGCAGAGGAGCAUUUAUGAGCACAUGGACAGGUUUUAUUACUUCUGGGGAAACGCGUUUUAAGGCCAAAGUGUUAGACUAAACAGGGAAGGGUCAUAAUCUGUGCAAUACGCAAACGAUGUAGACAAUUGUGGGAAAAGGCUGGAAAGUAAAGAUUCUUUCAAAAAAUAGUGUUAGUUUUAUUUUUUUCUUAAGUAACAAACUGUAAAGUGAAUGAACAAAACAGAAAAAUCGAUAUCAUAUCAAUAUUCGGUGCGACCACCUUUUGCCUUCAGUUCUUCUAGAUACACUUGACCACCCUUUUUUGAAGGAACUCGGCAGGGAAGUUGUUCCAGGGAUCUUGGGGGAACUAAGCCCAGAUCUUCCGUGGAUGAAGGCUUGCUCAGAUCCUUCUGUCUCUUCAUGUCAUCCCAGACAGACUGGAUGAUGUUGAGAUCAGGGCUCUGCCAUAUCAUCAUUUCCAGGACUCCUUGUUCUUCUUUAUACGGAUGAUAAUUCUUAAUGACAUUGGCUGGAUGUUGGAGGUUGUUGUCCUGCUGUAGACAAAAUUUGGAGCCGAUCGGACACCUCCCUGAGGUCACAAUUAUUCCUGACCAAAUCCCCAGCUUCCAUUUGUUGAAAUGCAGCCCCAAACUGGCCAGGAACCUCCACCAUGCCUCAAUGUUCCUCUCAUUAUUGUACCACUGUCCUGUCCUUCAGCGAACUAACUGCCUUCUGUUACAGGCAAAUUUUUACCAUUUUGACUCCUCAGUCCAGAGCACCUGCUGCUAUUUUUCUGCACCACAGUUCCUAUGUUUUCGAGCAAGGUUGAGUCGCUUAGCCAUCUUUCUAGUAGAUGGGUAUACCAGGUUUCUGCAAAUUCUGAAUAAUGGCACUGCUCUUCUGAUUUGGGUGUGAAGUGCGAUGUGUCUUUUCCUCUGCUGCACUACGUUUUCACUACGUCUACGGUCUUCAAUGCAGUCUGGUUUUGUGCUUCGCUUUACCAGCACAUCUUGAAACCCCAGUCUGCUUAGACAUCUUUGUCAGGGAAUGACCUUGCUGAUGCGGUCUAACUACCUUGCGUCAGUGUUGCUUUGCUCAGUUGCAUAGUGUACGACCUGUGACAUGAAACUGCCUUCCACAACCUCAGCUUGUAGCAGAGUUUGGCUGUUUCUCUGCUAGUUUUAAGCCUCCUGCACAGCUCUUUCAGGCAAUGACUGUGUACUACAUGUAAAAAAUGAAGAUCGAUAUCACUUGUUUGAUAUAAUUGGUUAAUCAUACACCUAACAAGAGUCAUUCUAGAAGAACUGAUGCUGAUAUGAAGGCAAAGGUCGCGCGAAAUAUCGAUUUCAAUUUAGAUUUCUCUUUUCUUCAUUCACUUUGCAUUUUGUUAAUUUGAUAAAAAUUAACUAUUAACACUUCUAUUCUUACUUUGCAGCAUUUUUUCACAUCUGCCCCAAUACCAAGUGUCAAUAUUCUAUAUUAUUAUUUUUGAUGGAGAUUAAUUUAUAGAGAAAUCUAUAGCUGUUAUGAAAGGCAGUGCAAGGAAACAAUGGACGCUUUGCAUUUUCCCUAUAUGUAUAUACUGUGUGUAUGCGGUUUUACAGUGUCGAUAACAUCGGCGGGGAGUGACGCCACCUCCUAUAGGACGUCUCCAUUGGACACUGAAUGUUUUUACAUCUUCACCAAAAUCACUUGAUGCUUUUUACAUUUGCACAAUUAAUAUAUUUGUAGAAUAUCAAUGCUUUUAUCUUAUUUUUGCUAAAUUAAAGCGCUCUAU
Bufo gargarizans (Asiatic toad) is the source of this 5595-nucleotide messenger RNA. RefSeq names its product centrosomal protein 89 (gene CEP89). The coding region runs from base 99 to 2450 and encodes 783 amino acids. The transcript is spliced from 18 exons. Gene Ontology annotation, biological process: mitochondrion organization; chemical synaptic transmission; cilium assembly. NCBI's taxonomy places the organism in Eukaryota, Metazoa, Chordata, Amphibia, Anura, Bufonidae. Gene Ontology annotation, cellular component: ciliary transition fiber; centriole. The record is from RefSeq and is a predicted model, not a curated record.